CUCCGCCCUGAGCUUGCCUUGCCUUACAAGGGCCUUCUGCAGAGAGGCUGCUUCUGAUUAACCCUGCAGCUCCUCCAUCAUCAUCACCAUCACCAUCCUGGCUAAUUCCAACUCUUGUGCAAGGUGCUGGACGUGUGAUCGCAGGUACAUCUUGCUCCGCCUGGAGAGUUCCAAAGCGGUCAAAGGCGAUGGCUUCAGAAGAUGACAGGACUGCAAAAACCCUCCAGGAAGUAUGGAGGAGAGAAGAAAACGCCUUGUGUGCAGAUUGCGGGAAACCUGAUCCUGACUGGGCCUCCCAUACCCUGGGUGUCUUUCUCUGCUUAGAGUGCUCAAGGAUUCAUCUCAACAUCUUUGGCAUCAGCCAAGUUAAGUCGAUAAGGAUGGACCGCUGGGAGGAAGGCCAGGUUCAGGUUUUGGCGCAGCAGGGGAACGCGGUCGCCAAAGUAACGUACGAGGCCCAUGUCCCUACAUACUAUUACCGCCCCAUCCACACAGACUGCCUAGUCCUGAGAGAGCAGUGGAUCCGAGCCAAAUAUGAAAGGAAGGAAUUCACAGAGCCAGGAAAGCGGCCACCCUAUUCCAAUGGACUGAAGGAAGGGAUCUUGUGGAAACGCGGCCGAGACAAUGGGCAGUAUCUGCCACGCAGGUUUCUGCUGUCCGAGACAGAGGGGUGCCUCAAGUACUUCGUUAAGCAGGAUGCGAAAGAACCCAAAAUAGCUGUUAAAAUUGAUACUAUCAAUGCCGUGUUCCAGCCAGGGAAGACAGGACAUCCCCAUGGCCUGCAAAUCACCUAUCUUAAAGAUAACAAGACCCGCAACAUCUUCCUUUACCACGAGGACGGGAAGGAAAUAGUGGACUGGUUCAAUGCAAUCCGUGCAGUGCAAUUCCACUAUCUGAAGGUGGCCUUUCCUGUAGCCAGUGAUCAAGAGCUGACAAGCCGGUUAACACGGAAUUUCCUGAAAGAAGGCUACAUGGAGAAGACUGGGCCCAGGCAGAAGGAGCCUUUCAAGAAACGCUGGUUCAGCCUGGACCAUCGAAGACUGAUGUACUUCAAGGAUCCUUUGGACGCUUUUGCUAAAGGUGAAGUGUUUGUGGGCAGUGGGGAACACGGCUACAGCAUCAUGCAGGGACUGCCGACUGGCUCGCAGGGUACUUUCACCUGGCAAUAUGGCCUCACCAUCGUCACCCCUGACCGUGACUACCUCUUCACCUGUGAGACGGAGAAGGAUCAGGAGGAGUGGACGGCAGCCUUCAGGCGGGUGAUAGAGCAGCCCAUGACGCCCCAGGAGUAUGCCAUUGAAGCUUAUUUCAAACUCAAGCCGUGAUGUCCCUGAAGGAGAGAACCUAGCUGCUACCCUACAUGGUCUACUUCUUCGGGAAACAUGAGAAAAGAAGGCAGCCUUUGCCAGAUACGUUGCUAUACUAUAUUCGACUGCCUCAUGAUUGGGAAGAGGCUUCCUUAAACUGAUGAAACCAAAUCUCGUCCAUGUAGCCUGUGCUUUGCACCUUGGAGAGCUCCUUUAGAGUCCUGACUGGUUCUGACUGAAACCUGGAGCAGAUCCACCACCCAGAUGACAUCAGAGCCACCAGCCUCCACUGAGGGCCCUGGAGCUGAUCUUGAUCAUGUGAUGCACGUCUUUCUGCUGCCCCACCACAGGCCUGGCAGGCUUGCUUCCUAUUGGCAACUGUGUGCAGGUUGCCCUCCUCUAUGGCACGCUACUGCUUGCUGCUGAUUGGCUGCUGACUAUCAAAGGCUUCGGCAGACAGAUGCACAAAUCCGCUCAGUGUCAUGGCUGUGACUGCAUGGUACUUAACAGGUGCUUGUUUUGUCUUGCAUCUGUUUCUGACCCGGCCCCUUGCCCCUCACCCUGUGAUUAUUCUGUUCCCACGGCUACCAGCUUUCUCCAUCUUGCUAUCUAUUGAAGGCCCUGCUAUAACCUGCCAACUGGCUUUGGCUUAACCCAGGAGCGAAUAACAGGUGGCCUGCAAGCCACUGGCAGCCUCCCUUGGCCAAUUUUGCACCUCCUCUCCUUGCCGAAUUUGCCACAAGUAGCAAAAAUCAGACCUGACUUCGUAAGGAAACAAGAUCUGUGGGGAGCACGCGUCUUGUUUAUAGGCAAAAUUGUGCUUCCUGUAGCUUCCUGGGAGCGCGAUUCUGCUUGUAAGCAAGGCACACGCUCCCCAUGUGCCAUGCUUUCUUGCAACAUCAUGGGGGCUUUACUGCCGCCGCCACACCUCAUUCAGCAGCGAC
Messenger RNA from Elgaria multicarinata webbii, 2251 nucleotides. Its product is annotated as arf-GAP with dual PH domain-containing protein 1-like. Gene Ontology annotation, cellular component: plasma membrane; cytoplasm; intracellular membrane-bounded organelle. Gene Ontology annotation, molecular function: phosphatidylinositol-3,4,5-trisphosphate binding; phosphatidylinositol bisphosphate binding; GTPase activator activity. The coding region runs from base 189 to 1325 and encodes 378 amino acids. The transcript has 11 exons. The record is from RefSeq and is a predicted model, not a curated record. Gene Ontology annotation, biological process: positive regulation of GTPase activity. NCBI's taxonomy places the organism in Eukaryota, Metazoa, Chordata, Lepidosauria, Squamata, Anguidae.